CCCCUCCUCUCGGCCCAGGCAGGGGGCGCUCCCCUUGUGUGACCCCUCCUCGGCCCAGGCAGGGGAUGAGCGCAGUGCCGAGCCCCGUGUCCCUGCGUGGGUGUGUCCCGCCGCCGCGGGGGAGGGGAAGGCCGCGGCUAUAAGCGUUCCCCGGGCGGGCGGCUCUCACUCUUGCCGCUAUGCCGCCGAAGAAGCACCUUGCCGCGGGCAAGAAGCGCAGCGCCGACUCCGGGGUGGAGACAGAGCGGGGCGCGCUGACCCAGGAGCAGAAGGACCAACAGAUCAGCCUCUUCCUCAGGGGCUUCAACCAGCAGGCCAAAGAGAAUCUUCAAGAAAUGAAGAAAGAAAUUGAUUCACUUUUGCAAACUGCUGAGAAAGCAUUUAGAGUGGAGUUAUUGAAGAUGCCAGUUGCUGUCAGAAAAAUGAAAAGAAAAGACUUGCUUAACCUGCAAGGAGGAGAGGAAGCUGCUGUUGUAGCUGCCGCUGUUGUAGCGAAUGACUGCUCUGUAGAGGACAUUCCAAAUACCAGGCUGGUGAGGAAUUGCAGCAAAAGAGUUAAGGUAACUACAAUUGUUGAAUAUAAAGAUGAGGAGACUGUGCCUGCCAAGAAAGCAUCUCAAAAGGUGUCCAAAACAAAAUCACUGGUUUCUUUAGCUUCUGGCACACAUCUCAAAGAAAACCACUCUCUUUCUAGAUCUGCAUGCUCUACUCCAAAUGUGAGGCAUUUUAAGGCUCCUACAUCUGAUCGCACAGCUGCAAACUAUAAAUCUGCUCCACGUGUUUCUAGAAGAUUACCACAAAUGGCUGUCUCAAGAACUGUACCUAUGAGAGAAAAAGUCCAAGCCAUGUCACUAAGAAGUAACUCAGUGCCUCGGGAAAAAGCUGUUCCAUUUGUUAAUAUACCUCUGGCUGAUGGAAAGACUCUCUGUUCUGCUGGUGAAGACCUCCAUAACAUCAAUGUUGAGUUGCUUAAUGAUGACACAGUUCAGCAUAUUCAUAAUCUAGUGGGCUUGUCUACACAUGGAGAUUUUCCUGAUUAACCCUGUAGGUGGACACUCUUACUCUGGGAAUAAAUGAGGAACAAGUCCAGCUGCAGACAAGACCUAAGGUAAAAGUGGGGGAAGUCAGAAUUUUGGUAUUUGUGAGCUGUCAAAACAAUCCUACAGCUAGUGGCUGCCACAUUCAAUACUAGUACAAACCAACUGUCCAUAUCCUGAUUUCUAAGACCCUCCACAAGAUGAUCCAAGCCAUGUCAAUAAUGCCAUCUCCUCCACCUUAACAAGAAGCAUAUAACUGUCCACAGAUGUAUGAAACUAGGUUGCAGCUUUCUCUGUAGCUGUUCUACAGCUGUGGAAGUUCUGAGAAGAUAUUACCACACAUCUUGCC
Messenger RNA from Trachemys scripta elegans, 1386 nucleotides. RefSeq names its product borealin-2-like. Gene Ontology annotation, cellular component: spindle midzone; chromosome, centromeric region; chromosome passenger complex. The transcript is spliced from 10 exons. Gene Ontology annotation, biological process: mitotic sister chromatid segregation. NCBI's taxonomy places the organism in Eukaryota, Metazoa, Chordata, Testudines, Emydidae. The record is from RefSeq and is a predicted model, not a curated record. Bases 180 to 1040 code for a protein of 286 amino acids.